CAUUUGGAUUUGGAUUUUUUAUCAAAAUUUCCUCUAAAUGAUUACGCUAUGUAUCUAGAUGUAAAAGAUUUGACUUUAAAUGAUUUUUCUUUUAAAAUUAAAUUGGAAUAUUUUAUAAGAAAUUUUGGUGGUGCUAAUUCUAAAAAUCACGUACAUCGAAUAUUGGGAAAGUUUUUUAAUGACGAAUAUGCUACAAAAUGUACGAGAACUGGUCGUGAAAAAAAUAAAACAACAACAGUUGGACAAUCUGAACUUCUUAAUGUUUUAAAAAAAGUUGUGAAGGAGUGUAGCAGUGGUAAUUCUGUAGAAUUAACUGAUUCAAAGUUUGAAAAUAUUGUAGCUGAGUGGUUAAGAUAUGCAAGCAUAAGAUUAGCCAGAUCAAAGAGAGCUGACUAA
Sipha flava (yellow sugarcane aphid) is the source of this 396-nucleotide messenger RNA. RefSeq lists its product as uncharacterized. The transcript has 3 exons. The annotation marks the transcript as partial. Lineage: Eukaryota; Metazoa; Arthropoda; Insecta; Hemiptera; Aphididae. The record is from RefSeq and is a predicted model, not a curated record.